GUCAUAUGACGUGCUAUUGCUAUGACGCAUACUUCAAUUGAAAUCGAAAACUGAAUUAUUUGCGCUGUAGGCGUUCCCAGUGUGUAAUUUUAAGUGUAAAGUAAAUCCCUAAUAGUCGUUGUACAGUCGUGUUAUAUCAUUUCCGUUGCGCACCGCCGAUAAAAACUAAGAAAAGCAUGGCCAGCCAACCGAUCUACAACCCCGUGAUCCCGUGCGUGCACCCGAUCCCCGGGGGCAUGUUCCCGGGCCGCAUGAUGCGGUUCCAGGGGAACGUGCCGCCGGGCGCUCAGAGAUUCGCCAUAAACCUGCAAUGCGGCCCCAACACGGACCCGCGCGACGACAUCGCGCUGCACCUGAACUUCCGCUUCGUGGAGCAGUGCGUGGUGCGCAACCACCUGACGGCCAUGUCGUGGGGCGUGGAGGAGACUAGUGGAGGCAUGCCGCUGAGCCCGGGCGGCAACUUCGAGGCGCUGCUGCUCUGCGAGCCGCAGUCCAUCAAGGUGGCGCUGAACGGGCUCCACUUCUGCGAGUUCCCGCACCGCAUCCCCUUCCAGCGCAUCACCCACUUCACGAUCGACGGUGACGUGAUGGUGCAGCUCGUCGCCUUCGAGGGCGCGCAGCCGCCGCAGCAGGUCUACAUGGCGCAGAGUCCCCCGGCGUACGGGUCGUACGGCGCGCCGCCGCCGGCCUACGGCGCGGCCGGCUACGGCGGGCCUCCGCAGGGUUUCUAUUGAGGAGUAGCGUGUAAUGACCGCGAUCGGUGCUAUAACGGUCCUAGGUGCCGUGUGAAUCGGAAACAAGAAUCAAGAGUGAUAUUUUUAAGUUUUUUAAUCAAUUUUCGAUACGUUUUUAUAAAUCAUGCACUGAAAGUGUUUUUCUAAAGCAUUUACUUAUUCCAAAACAAAACACAAUAGAUAUAUUUAUAAAGUAAAUAGACAACCCAAGUGCUAACUGAAGUAGAACAAGUUAAGGGGUAUCCAGACGGGCCUGACGAAAUCAGUCGAUAUGUUCAGGAAAAUAAUUAGUCAAUCUCAUCUAGCGCCCACACGUACACAAAUUAAAUCACCAAUUUGCAUUCUACUAUGAAAAUUGGCAUUUUUGUGUCCGCACCUGCAGAUGUGAUCGGGGAAUCAAAUUGUUAUUUGCGUCCUCACGGCCCUGUUCGGUCGGAGAAUUUCAUCAGAUUGGCGAAAUUGUCUCGUCUGGAUACAACUUUAAAUACCAUCAGGUUGAUUUAUUAUAAGGUUUCUUAGUAUUUAGUAUAUUCAGUUUUUGACAUAAAUAUAUAAGGCUUUAUUAAUGAUUCAGACUAUGUUGUCCCCUCGUAUGCUGCCUGUCAAAAUUGAUAAUUGAAAAAGUGACCUUGACAUUUAAAACAAUACAUUACUAUUUCCACGCCCGGAUCCGUGUCUAAGCAUGCGAAGGGUUAACUCAAACCACAGAUUUAAAAAAAUUAAUAAAUAAUUGGGCAGUUAUAAUAUUAAGAUUCUUCUUUAACUUAACAAAAAGGCAUGAAGCGAAAAAAAUCUUACCUUUAUUUCCCAAAAACUUUUUACGAAAUAUUACAAUUCUUAUAUUUAAUUACACAAACGGGUCUACCGCGAUAUAAUUUCAUUGUUUUUACCUUUAAUUCCGACGUUUCAGCUGAGUUGCACCAGCUGUGGUCACGGAAAGACUGACGAAUACAAAACGCGAUACGCGCGUAUGUGUACAAAACGCGAGAGUUUAAAGUGUUAUAUUAAAAUUCUUGUCUCGCUGUCCCUAAGUGGAGUAAGCGAGCUACAAAGUGAGUUAGCGGAGGCAGUUAUAAAGUUGACCCAAAAAUUUUUUAUUAAGCUAUGAGCUUCAUCAUAUAUGUUCCUUGAGUAAUUCUAAGCAUUUCAAGCCUGGGAGGCAAUAAGAAAUGUGUGUCUACUCGGAUUUGUAAUGGAUUCAAACUUUCAACCCCUUUUUAACCCUGUUAGGGAAUGAAUUUUACAAAACGCUGAAAUUACUUUUCCUGUCUUUUAAUAAUAUCCCCAAAUACAAAAAUUCAAGUCCCGCGUUCGAAAAAUUUUUUGAUAUCCAUACAAACUUUCAACCCCUUUUUCACCACCUUAGGGGAUGAAUUUUCAAAAACGCUGAAAUUAGUUUUCUUGUAUGUUUAUAAUAUAUCGUUUUACGAAGUUUCAAAUUCGUAGCUUAAAAUAAAACUUGAACCCCAUACAAACUUUCAUCCCCUUUUUAACCCCCUUAGGGGUUGAAUUUCUCAAAACCGCUUCUUAUCUCUUGUACACUUUAUAAAUGUAAUCUAGUGUGCAAAUUUCAACUUUCUAUCUUUUGUAGUUUCGGCUCCGCGUAGCAAAAAUCUCCAACCAAAAUUUUCACCUUUUUACGUUUUUCUUGUAAAAUUACUAUGAAACUGAAAAAAAACAAAUUUCAGCAAUGAAUUCUAAAUCUUUGGUUUAUAUGAAAAUGAUACCAAACUUGCCCAAGUACCCACCAGGAUCAGAAUAGAUUUUUUUUAAAGAUGAAGGGUGGCGGCCGUCUUUGUACCCCACCCUCCCCCCCACUCCGGGCUAGAAAUGCUUAGAAUUACUCAAAUAUCAGAUGUGAUGAAGCUCAUAGCUUAAUAAAAAAUUUUUGGGUCAUGUAUGGCAGCGUUACAUAACUGAUUCCAGUAAGUAGGGCAGAGAAGUGCUUAGGUAUCUAAUGCGCUUGGUUGCACCGAGCGGCAACGUCGCGUUCGCCAGAUAUUCGCUUGGCUAUUUGUGUACUAGUGGCUCACUGAUCAACACCUUACCCUACUAAAAUCGAAUAGACUAUUAACCUGAACUCAAUUUGCCAAAGACCCUGUUAUUUUUGUUACGCGUGAUGGUAAAUAUUUUUGGUCCACUCCAAUUUGUUUUUGGUACCAUAGCUAUAUCCCAAAGCACUAAAGUAAAAAUGUAUAUGUGGAACACAGGUACAGUUAAGGUCUUAUAUAUAAAAUAAUAAAUAGAGCUCUGUGUUUUGCCUAUUGGCGUACAAAUAUUAUAACUUAAAAAGAAUGAGGACUCAUUACAAGUAUGUUAACAAUAAAUUUGUGAAUAGAAUCAAGCGUUACUUUGCGGAAAUCCAUAUUAAUUAAAAAAAUAUAUUACUUUGCUAAUCCGCGAAGAAACACCUAACGCUAACGCGCGUUUUUUCGCCGAUUAGCAAAAUAGUAUUUUUGGUUUAAUUAAUAAUAAAUUAUACAGUUAAACAAGCAUAGUCAUUAGUAAUAUUACCGCAAUAAACAUUUACAGUAGAAUAUUAUAUUGUUUAAUAUCCAAAUAAAAUGAUAAAAUGUCAGAAAUCACACAAUUGGGGCUGUCCAUAAAUUACGUCAUCGAUUUUUGACGAUUUUUGACCCCCCCCCCCCCUAUUAUCAUCCAAAAAUCAUGCUUCAAAUGACCCCAUUUCCUCCUACUUCAUGCUACCGUCAUCCGAUGUGCAAACCCCCUCCCUAAUUUGAAAUGACGUAAUUUAUGAAUAGCCCCAUUACAAACAAAAACUAAUAACUAAUACUAAAAUAUUUGUCACUUGUUGCGUUGUCUAUUUACUAUACCUACCUACUAUAUGUAUGGGUUGUGCAUUAUACAGUCAAGUCGCAGGUCAUUUUGUACGGGCCAAUGUUUAUUUUGUUGUCGGUUUUUCGACUCGUUAGAUUUGGAUAAAAUUGGGCUGAAUCAGAAUCAGAAAUUAUUUAUUUGCAUUGAUACAGUAUGGGGAUGUUACAAUAUGGUGUUACAGAUCAUGUACCUAGCUUGCAUGCAAGCGUGCAAAUUCAUCAUUAUAAUCAUAAAUUUAAAUAAAUAUAAAAUAUCAAAUUGAAAUACAUAAUUGAAAAAAUAACAAAAUAUUAACACAAUAGGCAUGUCACAAUACAAUUAAUAACUAAAUAUCACUAAUUUGAAUAUUGCUGGUAUUCGAGAUAUGACUUUACGCUGUAAAAACAACGCUCUGAGAGCCAGUUUGUCAAACUGCGUUUAAAAGUGUUUCCCUCUAGCAGCUUUAGUUCCUCCGGGAGAUUAUUAUAUAUAAUAAUGCACAUAUUAAAAACAUUUUUCUUGUAUAUCAUCUUGCGACAACGAGGGUGGUAUAAACGGUUCAUAACGUUUACCCUGGUUCGCCUUUCAAGGACUUCGCCGCGUGUUUUAAAGUACGAGUUAUGUGAUCUGACAAAAUUACAUAUUUCUCUUAAGUAUAGACACGGUAAAGGAAGGAUUUUUAGUUUCAGACCUCCUCAUUCAAUGCGUCUGGGGAAGAUUUUUAGGUCAUAUGGUGACAUUGCGCUUAUAUGUAGGUUGUAAAUUUUUUAUCAAAACCAACGGGAAAAAAUCGGGCAUAAGGUCAAUGUGGCUAUUUCCGUCAUAGGGGCUAUUCCGUCCACGAGCAUAUAUUUAGUUGGCCCUUGUACCUAAUACCUACAUGUAUGCUCUAUCUGAUGUAGGUACCUUUAUUUCUCUAUUUCGUACAGUCAAGUGUAAAAAUAUGGGUGCAUACAUACUCAAAAAUAUGUCCCAUAGCUCCUAUGUCAGCGAAUUAAGAAUCAUGGGACAUAUUUUUGAGUAAGUUUCAUGCAUACAUAUUUUUACACUUGACUGUACAAUAAAGUGUUUACUUAUAUUUCUUUGAUUUUCAAGCGUAUGAAAAAAACCAUUUGCUUUUGAUUGCUGAAACUAACAGCAAUCCCAACUUUGUCGAUGAAAUUAUCAAUUUUGUUCGUUAUUCGAGUGAAACGCUAGUGGACGGAAUAGUCCCUAUGACGGAAUUAGCCAUACUGACCUACAUAAAAAAGAGUACGAAAUAUCUGCUCUUGACUGUGUAUAUACAACUAAACAUCUUACUAAUAUUUAUUAUUAAGAAUAAAUGUUUGAAAAACAUAAUAUUCCUUGUUAAAAUAUUCGUAAAUGUCACAUUUUAGAAUUAGUAAGCAAAUGUAUGAUACGUUUAGGUUUGCAUUUUAUAUCAUUUACGCUCAAUUGCUUUUUAUAAGCAUGAAAGUGUUUCCCUAUUUAAUAAUAAAUUCGUAUUUUCCUUUACGUUAGGAAUGUAAAUAAAAUAGCAUUUUUCGUCAUUAUUGCUUUUUAAGAAUAUGUAAUUCCUGUUUGUAGUUGUAUUAUGAUGGUUAAUAAAAAAAUAAAGUUUU
Cydia fagiglandana is the source of this 5152-nucleotide messenger RNA. RefSeq names its product galectin-4-like. The record is from RefSeq and is a predicted model, not a curated record. The coding region runs from base 177 to 734 and encodes 185 amino acids. The transcript is spliced from 7 exons. Lineage: Eukaryota; Metazoa; Arthropoda; Insecta; Lepidoptera; Tortricidae. Gene Ontology annotation, molecular function: galactoside binding; carbohydrate binding.